Molecule: messenger RNA, 1572 nt
Organism: Juglans regia (Persian walnut)
Lineage: Eukaryota; Viridiplantae; Streptophyta; Magnoliopsida; Fagales; Juglandaceae
Product: B2 protein
Exons: 6
Coding region: 227-1147 (306 amino acids)
Biological process (GO): response to endoplasmic reticulum stress
Source: RefSeq, a predicted model, not a curated record
CUCCUCUCUCUCUCUCUCUCUCUCGUGUCCUCCAGGUUUCACAGCGAAGCAGAUAGAUAAAGCCUAAAGGUGCGUUCUUUCCCUUUCUUUCCCUUUUGGAUCCCCGAAUCUAGAGCUCUUGAGGCGUCUCCUGGUAAAUCCGCUAAAUUGAGGCCUUCGAUAUCAUCUUUAACACUGAACUCCGAAGUUUUCCUUUGCAGUUCAGCUGUUACUUGGUUUUGCAACUAUGGAGAGCAUGCAAAGCUUUUGGCAGUUGUCCUCUGAGCUUCGUGGACAAUCAAAAGCAUCAGAGGAUCACAAAUGGUCAAUGGUUGCUUCUAAAUUGGCUGAGCAGACCAGGUCAAAGGGUGAGCGCAUGAAUAACCUCGAUCUCUCCAAUGGCCCAGCUGAAAUAAGAACAAGGGAGAAAGUUGGGUUCCAGGAAGAUAACAAAUUUGAAAGCCUCAACUUCAAUAUGUUGAAUUUGGACUCUAAAUUAACUGAGAAUGGGAGCAAAAGUUCUUUCAGGAAUGGUAUGUUCAAUAUGAAUGCAGUGUACCAGAAAAACAAUGCAAACCUUGUGGGAAACCUGAUGGCUACCAAGUAUAAUGGCAAUAACCACAGCAAUAAAGCUUCCAAUGACAAUGGCAACAACAACAACAACAGCAAUAUCAACGAAAAUGCAACCACCAACAAUGCAGUUGACAAAAGGUUCAAGACCUUGCCAGCGACAGAGACCCUCCCACGGAAUGAGGUGCUGGGAGGAUACAUCUUUGUGUGUAAUAAUGACACAAUGCAGGAAGAUUUGAAGCGACAGCUAUUUGGUUUACCUCCAAGGUAUCGCGAUUCUGUACGGGCAAUUACCCCAGGCUUACCUCUCUUUCUUUAUAAUUAUACUACCCACCAAUUGCAUGGAAUCUUUGAGGCAACAACUUUUGGGGGGUCUAACAUUGAUCCAACUGCUUGGGAAGAUAAGAAAUGUAAAGGCGAAUCUAGGUUUCCUGCUCAGGUAAGAAUCCGUGUUAGGAAAGUCUACAAGGCUUUGGAAGAAGAUGCCUUUAGGCCAGUCUUGCAUCACUAUGAUGGUCCCAAAUUUCGUCUUGAGCUCUCAGUUCCAGAGACCCUGGAUCUGUUAGACCUCUGUGAACAAGCAGGCUCAGCAGCAUAAGCAAAAAUGCGAGCAGAGAGAGUUCUGCAAUGUGGUUAGGUUUUGUGGUGCAUGUAAGCUGUGUGCUUUUUUCACAGAUAUUCCAUAGAGCGUAAGCUUGGGGAGGCAAGUCUGGUUGGGCAAAAUGUGCUUGAAAAAAGUAGGGUAACGUGUGCGAGCUAGCUGAAUAAAAGGUGUUGUAUCUGGUGAAGAUAGUUGUUCUCAUGUUGUUGCAUAACUUGGAUAGCAUUAUAAUGUAGACAAAGGUGCAAGAUGUAAGAGUGAUCGAACUUGUGUGUGUACUGUGUAAUGGUAAAAGUCCUCUAAAUAAGAAGGGCUUUGAUGUGUUUGCCAUUUCUGCCUGUAAGUUGUGAACAGAAUUCCCAAAAAUCAGCUUCUGUUGUCUUUGUUAAAAAAGAAAAUAGCCCAUAGCAUUAUUAUAUCAA